GUCCCCGGCGCCCCCGCGGGCGGCGGUUCCCGCAGCUUCGACUUCGGCGCCGACGACGUGCUCUGCUCCUACGAUGACUUCGCCGCCUCGUCCGAGCCCAAGCGCCCCGAUCCGGCCGACAGUGCGCCCGAUUUUCAUGAUAGCAGAUUGGGGAGGCCAUUUGUGAAACCUUAUGAACAAGAAAGUUAUGGGAAAGAGGAUGUGCUUUCUGCUGUUGAGAAAUGCAUGAAAAAGUAUGCUGAUAAUUUGCUACGAUCUCUUGAGGGAAUCACUAGUCGGCUUUCGCAACUGGAGAUUUAUUGCUAUAAGCUUGAGAGAUCCAUAGGUGAACUUCGAAGUGAUGUGCUUCGUGAUGAGACUGACCAUAGGUUGAAGUCUCUUGAGAAACAUCUAAAUGAAGUACACAGGUCUAUCCAAAUUCUUAGGGACAAACAGGAGUUAGCUGAAGCUCAGAAGGAAUUGGCCAAAUUUCAACUUACACAAGAUACAUCUAAAAAGAAGGAAGAUGUACCAACAUCUAUUCCUGAGCAAAAGAAGCUUGAAGAAAACCCUGACACAUCAAACCAGCAAUUGGCUCUUGUUUUGCCUCAUCAGGUGAACCUGCCAUCACUUGCCCCUAGAGCUUCUGAAUCAGUCCAACAGUACAAGAAUCAACCUGUGCAACCAUCAGACCCAACCCCUCCCGUGCCACAGCAGGACCGCUAUGUUCUUAGCCAAGCCAUCGUCUACUACCCACAGCGCCAAGCUCCAGGUAUCCAGGACACACAAGGGCAAAAAUUGCAACCAGAAGUGCAAUACUUACCAGCAAGAUCCCCAGCACAAGAUGUUCCGGUCCAUGCUCCAUCCCAACCACCUCAGGCUGGAAACCAAACACAGCCACAGCCUUACCCUCCUUACCAGCAGCAGUGGCACCAGCAAUCCUCCCAGCCAGCUCCUGCACCGGUGGCCCAGACACAGCAGACUUUCUCACAGCCAUUUCCUCCACCCGCACAGCAGCCCCAGUUAUCCAAUGUGCAGCAGUUUCCACCGCAACCAGUACAGCAGCCCCAAUCCAAUGCUCAACAGUAUCCUCCACCAGUGCAACCACAGCAAUCUAGCCCACAGCUUCCUCAGGCAAUGCAACCACAACAUCCUCCUAUGCAAACUCAGAUGAGACCUCAAACCCCACCAAACUACCCGCAUUAUCCACCCCACCAGCCAUUGAACCCCACCCCUGAAACUCUUCCUGGCAAUGUGGCUAUGCAAGGAUCAUACAACACUGCUGUUCCAUCAGGUGCCAACCGUCCUGAACUGCCAUAUUCGUAUGGAGGGGCUGGCAUCCCACUGUCUCAGUCUCAGCCACUGCCACAGCACAACAUGCAAAGGCACCAGCUACCACCUUCAAGUCAGGGCUCCUUUGGGCCACCUCCAAGCAAAGGGUCCUAUGCUGGCUCUCCACAGUAUGCACCACAGGGCAAUCCGCAAGGCUACAGCACAGGUUACGCUUACCCACCAAACGGCCCUCCAGCAGUCCAGCCGCAACAGAUGCCCCCUGGCGGAGUUGGCAUGAGUCAUCCGGCUUCGCAUAUGAUGCGUGGCCAUCCCUACGGAGAAAUGAUGGAGAAGGCGAUCACCAUGGGAUACCCUAGGGACCAAGUGCUGAACGUCACCCAAAGGAUGGCCGAGAGUGGCCAGUCAAUGGAUUUCAACACCUUGCUCGACAGGCUGAACGAAGCAGGGUCGGGAGCUCCACCCCCACGCGCGUGGUGAUUGGAUCCAGUUUGGGCGCCGUGCUUGGUGUCGGUUAUGUGACUUACGACUGUUAUCAUGCAGCUAAAUAAAUAAGAUUUGGGUUGAUGCCGUGUACUGCUUAUCUGUACAAUGUGCAUAUGUGAUUUUUUUCUCCAUGUAACUGCCACUGGUACUACGAAUGCAUCGCACCAAUUGGACUGUUC
Molecule: messenger RNA, 1934 nt
Organism: Zea mays
Lineage: Eukaryota; Viridiplantae; Streptophyta; Magnoliopsida; Poales; Poaceae
Product: Putative DUF1421 domain family protein
Exons: 3
Coding region: 226-1749 (507 amino acids)
Source: RefSeq, marked predicted